Messenger RNA from Morone saxatilis (striped sea-bass), 3100 nucleotides. Its product is annotated as sodium bicarbonate transporter-like protein 11. The record is from RefSeq and is a predicted model, not a curated record. Gene Ontology annotation, molecular function: solute:inorganic anion antiporter activity. Lineage: Eukaryota; Metazoa; Chordata; Actinopteri; Moronidae. The transcript has 3 exons. The annotation marks the transcript as partial. Gene Ontology annotation, biological process: transmembrane transport; monoatomic anion transport; monoatomic ion homeostasis. Gene Ontology annotation, cellular component: plasma membrane; basolateral plasma membrane.
AAAACCAGGAUUUGUGCGACCGCAUGGCGUCUCCUCCUCAAGGAGCAGACGUCUUACCCGCCUACCCACUACAUUCGCAAAGUGCCCCAGAGAAAGAUCCACUACUUCACCUUCCUGCAGAUGAUGCAGCUGCUGGUACUGUGUACGUUUGGCAUGUACCCGAUACCGUACAUGAAGAUGAUCUUCCCUCUGCUCAUGAUCCUGCUAAUUCCAAUCAGGAACAACGUGCUUCCUCAUAUCAUUGAGGCCAAAUACUUGGACAUAAUGGAUGCCCAACACAUGUAGCUACAGAUGGAGACAAGUUCUGGAUCCACACAAAAAGAAAGAAAAAGACGUCUAGAAUUUAAAAAAAGAAAUGAGGAAUAAAAAAAAUAAACGUAUUUUUCAAUGCAAAACUGUAAUGGAAGCAAAAAAGGAAGGAGGAAAUACCGACUGUUUUGAUUUUUGUAUCCGAUAAGAACAUUCUUACAGGUGAAGCACUGGAAAUGUGGGUUGUCGUGUGAGGAGCAGAGAUGAGAGCCGCAGGAAAUGUUUUCGAAACAUGGACAGACAGCAUCUCUCUGGGGAAAAGUUCUACCGAUAUAAAACUGGACCGCCCAGAACUCCCUGUUUCACCUCCGUUUGACCCUGUCAGAUCAUUCAGUGCCAUAUACCUCCAUGUUCUCCUCUCACACCUUUACAUUUUAUGGUGACAUUUUACAAUAUCCUUACUGCAGUGUAUUUGUGUAUUUUAUCCAAAAAAUGCUGCCAGUGUACAUUGUAGAGUACUUAGAAAGGUGUAAUGGCACAAUGUAAGUAUGAACAGUAUCUUUCUUUUGACACUUUGCACUCACAUUGUGUUUUUACACUGUCAUUCUGGUAAAUUUGACAUACUUACACUGUGUUGAUAAGUCCUUAAAUACUUUUCCAUUGGUGAAUUAACUGAUAACAACACUGCAUUUAGGUCACUGCAAAGUAAAUCUUUACCUUUUGUAUUUCUGUCAUUGUGCAGUGUUAAAAACCUUUACAUUCCUGUACCUUUUAGCUGUGAUUCCCCCUUUUUCUAUGAAGGACACUCGUACCUGACACUUUUAGUUUCUAAGUCAUUCCAAUAAACGUCGGUGUUCAUUAAGAAAUAAAAAAAAGGGAGCGUGCGUCUGUGCGUGUGUGUGUGUGUGUGUGUGUGUGUCAUAGGCACAUUACUAAUCUGUCCCUCAUCUAGCUUCCUGCCAGCUCUUUAGAAAUCCUCAUUUUUAAGGUGGAAUUUAAGUACUCAGCCGGAUAAAAGAAAUACAUUCCACAGGUAUAUAGUAUGUUAUAUGUAAUUAUUUAGAACGACAGCACAAACCAAAACAUAUAGUGAAAUCUUUAUCAAAUUAUAAAUAUAUUAGAAUAUAUUAUGGCAAUAUACAAAAAUUAUUUUAGGUUAAAUUCAAAUAGAAUAUUUAUUUAUCAUGAUUACAGUUUAUCUUUAAAGUACAAAUUGAUAAUUUUGUGUGUUUACCCCGAACUGGAUGGUGAUCUGUAAUUCUCUGUUUGCUCCUUUACAUUCCACAGUUACUGAUUCUUGUAUUUUGAGUGUGUUGUCUUACAUCUGGCUGUUGCCGCAGUGUUUACAUAUUAAAGUCCCUUCCAGCUCCAUGUCAAAGUCCAACACAGUUCUGGUGCAUUGUUAGUAAAGAUGAAAGUCAGGUAAGGGUGAAAAAUAAGAUAUUUAAAAAGAAAAACAAACUAAAAAAACAUUUGUGGGCUUUGGAUUCAAUAAAAUGCAUCCCUUUUUUAUUUUUAUUUUGUGAACAAGUGUUCAAAGAUGAGUUUUAGAAUAAUCUGGUCUUGUUUUCUAUUUAGAUGUUAUGAUUAGAUCAAUGCUUGCAAACGUUGUCAUGUAAUAAUCCAGACGUCUGGAAAAAUUAUCUUGUUAUCUACAGUACAAAAAGAAAAAAAAGAACAUUUCUAGGCAAUGGUUUGCGUAAAGCAUGACUCAACCUGGUUUUUGAUACAAUGUGAUGCCAAUGGACAUGUAUCCUACACACAAGAAGAAGAAAAAAGUAGCAACUCAAACAGUAACUUCUCAAUAAACCGAAUGCAAUGCUCAAUAUUCAGCAAUACUGUGUAUAAAAACUUCACUGGUGAGAUUCGGGUUCCCCGACAAAGGCGGACCCAUCAGUGAAGCAAAGACAGGCCAGCUGUAUUUUUAAGGCAGCAACUUUUCAGUCCAUCCUCAUGGUACAAAAAAAAACUGCUCUGUGCUGAUUCAAUUAUUGCACACAUCAAGGAAGAAAAAAAAAAAGUUUGCCUGUCAACGAGGCAUUCACAGUGCCGGAUUUUAUUACGGUUUAGUUGCUUUCCCAAUAUCCAAAUGGCAGCUCCCUCAUGCAGUUCUGUUCAACUUUGUCUUACAGAUGUGAGAAAGAUGUCCAAUUUAAGCAGAUGUCUCAUGCCGAGAUAGCGAAGGCACGAAAGGGAAGCUUGGAAGCAUUUACAUAAUCCUUGGACUAAGGCUUAAGACAGCACUAGUGAGAGAAGAGAGAGAUUGUAUGAAGUAAUAUGUACAGUUUGCAAUGCAAAGUUUAGUUCCUAUCAACUAUCCAUUAUAAUCCAUGGCAAGGUAUUAGUUUCUAACUUUGGACUGAGUACAGAGGUUUAACCAUUCUUCUUCUUACGUGACAGUAUUGUUGUUGUUCCUUGAUAUCUUCUCUGUACUGAUGAUUUUGGAAUAGCAGCAAAUUUCUCUCAGAUGACUUAACAUUGGCUUCAGAGUGAGAGACAUACUACUCUGUUUGUGAAACCUUGACCCCCCUCCCUUCUCCUAAUUGGAUUUGUUUGAAAUUGCGUACUGUGCUGUUUUGUUUUUCUUUUCCUGAUUUCAUAUAGCCUACUUUUUCUAAUCAUGAAUGUAAGAUGUGUGGGUUUUUAUAUAGCAUAAUAAUUUAGGUGUCAAACAGAAUCUGUAAUUUUGUCAAAAAGAUCAGCUAUAUUUGUAAGCUGUAAUAUGUAAAAACGAGAAAAAAAUGGUUAUCAAACAGAAUGUGUUGGUUUAUUAUAGUAUAUAUAUACUGUACACUGAAAAAGAGAGACUAUCUCAAGCUGUUUGCCAAAUAAAACGUAGUAGUGAUGUAAA